Penicillium salamii is the source of this 897-nucleotide messenger RNA. Lineage: Eukaryota; Fungi; Ascomycota; Eurotiomycetes; Eurotiales; Aspergillaceae. The record is from the annotation of a GenBank genome assembly.
AUGCCAUUUAUAAGACUCGACCCCCACCCAUUCAAAGACCUCCCCAGCCAAACAGAUCCCCAAGCUCUCAAAUCCUCCAUAACCUCAAUCCUACACGAAGCCUCACCCCUUCUAACCAAUCUCCAAACAAACCUCCAAAAGGACCCCAAACCUCGCCCCUCCCAUCCCUCAACAGCACAAGUCACAUUAUCGCAAGGAUGGCACUCAUUCGAAUUCUGGGUCUGUCGCCAAAGUGACCACCAAGACGCAACCAAAGACGGAACAGGGUCCUGGCGCGAAUUCGAAGACGGUCUGCGUCAUGAUCAUGCUGAGCAUGAGAUGGAGUAUACGCCCAGUGUGACGGGGUUGAAACAACUGGUGAAUUGGAAUAAGAAUGAUAAUUGGGAUCCGGAGAUGAGACUUGAUGUGGAUCAGACUCGGUAUUGGGAUUUUAUCAUUGAGCUCAAUUUGAUUGUCCAUACAUUCCAUCCUAAGGCCCUGAUUCGACCUAGAGCUUUUAUCUCUUUGACUCUAUCAGCAGCCUUGGGCAAGAUUGUAUCAGAAGAUACUAUCCAGCCGAGUGGCUUCUUGACUGUCCAGAUUCCAUUCCGUCUAUCGGAUCCCGAAGAGCCAGGGUAUGAGCAGCUCAAUGCAGAAAUUUGGAACUUUGUUCCGCCGCGCACGAUCUUCGCUCACUAUGCCAGUCUCGAGCAUGUGGAGUUGCUGGCUGGGUCUGAGGAUCGGACAAUUCGGUGGACUAUGGCGACGACGUCAGAGGCUGGUGGGAAGAUUCCCCAGUGGGUUCAGCGGAAUUGGACGCUGGGAGGGGUUCCUAAGGCUGUUGUUGCUGAUGUGGGAUUGUUUAUUGGGUGGGUUAUGAAGCGGAGGGGACAGAGGGAGGGUGAAUUGGAAGAGUGA